AUGACCUAUCCUCUAUUACAUCCAAGAGGUGAAGCAGGAUGGCAGUCUAGAACACCACAUCAAUAUAGAAGAGGCUAUAUAUCGUUACUGGAAUAUUAUAGUUUCAGAAUAGCUGUUCGACCAAAUACCUUCAACCAAUUUGUAAUGGCAGGCAAGCUAACACAACAGUACAUCGUAGAUGCAUACGUAAAAAUCGAACAAAGUCGACUACAAUUUAUUACUGAAAAUCAACCACGUAUUAGGCAAGAAAUAUUUCAAGGAUUAAUCGACUAUUUAGACUCUAGACAAUUAGAUGUUCAUUAUCAACCAGGAAAUAUUUUCAUCCUACCGUCGACAUUCAUAGGAAGUCCACGCGCAUUUAGACAAAACUAUUUGGAUGCCAUGUCUAUAGUCACAAAAUACGGGAAACCAGAUAUUUUCCUAACAUUUACUUGCAAUCCUGCAUGGCCUGAAAUCAGGAAAUAA
Acanthoscelides obtectus is the source of this 465-nucleotide messenger RNA. The record is from the annotation of a GenBank genome assembly. Lineage: Eukaryota; Metazoa; Arthropoda; Insecta; Coleoptera; Chrysomelidae.